Austrofundulus limnaeus is the source of this 2699-nucleotide messenger RNA. It is a transcript of the gene nap1l4a, whose product is annotated as nucleosome assembly protein 1-like 4a. Gene Ontology annotation, cellular component: nucleus. Gene Ontology annotation, biological process: nucleosome assembly. The record is from RefSeq and is a predicted model, not a curated record. Bases 170 to 1252 code for a protein of 360 amino acids. Lineage: Eukaryota; Metazoa; Chordata; Actinopteri; Cyprinodontiformes; Rivulidae. The transcript is spliced from 14 exons.
AACUAGGCACUUGAAUGCACCACUAUGCCUCGUUAGAGCUGCCCAAUCAGAAUCCAGGAUACUGGGAUGCGGGUGUUUCGCUCUCGUGGAGCAGAAGCAAAGACGCGUGAGUGAGAAAACCAGCAAGAAUUCCGCUCGUCAAGAGAGGAAGGACAGACACUUGGUCAUCAUGGAUGUCAGUAAAGUUAAAGGAGAUCUUGUGAUGCCAAAUCCAGGAGGACAGACAGACAAACCUGGCAGCGGCAACUUUGCAGAAAGCAUGCUCCCCAAAGCAGUGAAGAGGCGAGUGCACGCUCUGAAAAGGCUACAGGUGCAGUGCGCUAACAUAGAAGCUAAAUUCUACGAAGAGGUCCAUGAGCUGGAGAGAAAGUAUGCAGCUCUUUAUCAUCCACUGUUUGACAAGAGACGAGAUAUYGUCACAGGAGCGGUGGAACCCACAGAUGAGGAGUGUGAAUGGCACAGUGACAGAGAUGAAGAGGAGGAACUAGCUGAGGAAGUAAAGGAAAAAGCUACAAUUGAGGAUGCAAAGAAAGAGGAAGCCAAGCCAGAGGAAGACCCGAAGGGCAUCCCUGAGUUCUGGCUCACCAUUUUCAAGAGUGUGGACAUGCUCAGUGACAUGCUGCAGGAACAUGAUGAGCCCAUCCUAAAGCAUCUGAAAGAUAUUCAAGUCAAAUUUUCUGAACCAGGACAGCCGAUGAGUUUCACUUUAGAGUUCCACUUUGAGCCCAAUGGCUACUUCAACAAUGCAGUCCUCACAAAAGUCUACAAGAUGAAAUCAGAGCCGGAUCCAUCAGAGCCUUUCUCAUUUGAGGGCCCAGAGAUCAUCAACUGUGAAGGAUGUCAGAUAGAUUGGCACAAAGGGAAGGAUGUGACGGUGAAAACUAUUAAGAAGAAGCAGAAGCAUAAAGGUCGUGGCACUGUUCGCACCGUUACAAAACAGGUCCCAAAUGACUCGUUCUUCAACUUCUUUAACCCUAUCAAAGCUUCACCAGAUGGAGAAUUGGACGAAGACUCAGAGUUCACCCUAGCAACAGACUUUGAGAUUGGUCAUUUCUUCCGUGAAAGAAUAGUUCCCAGAGCAGUCCUGUACUUCACUGGUGAAGCCAUGGAAGAUGACGAGAGUUUUGAAGAAGAGGAGCUGGAAGAAGGAGAUGAAGAGGAACAAGAUGAGGAUGGUGAUGAAGAUGAUGAUGAGGGAGACUUUGACCCCAAGAAAGAACAGCCUCAGCCUGCCGAGUGCAAGCAGCAGUAAUCUGGAUGAUCAGGGGUGGGAACCUGCUGUUCAUCAAUUCUGUUCUCAGCCAAUCCACAAGACCUCUGACUCUUACAGGAUCUGCCCUUUUACAAACUCUCAUAGGACGCUAUGGAACUCCAACCUGCAUUUUUACUGUGCAUGACUUUAUUUUCUUCUGUCUUGCGCCCAUCUCACCCGUUUUAUUCAGCUUCCUUCGAACUUGAGCAAGAAUUGACUUGACUACUAAUGAAACUGCAAAAGGUGUCACAUAUAGACAGUCUUCUUUAAGGUCGGUAUCUACUUAAAAACUCGGAAUAAUAUGGAGAAAAUAGAAAACGAGUUCCCAAUUGUUCAUAAAUAAAUCAGUUACUCAGGGUUUUUUAAUAGCAAACAAGCAAAGUGAGUUUACCAGAAAACUGCUGAACAAGUUAGAUUAUCUGUCACUGGGUUAGUUUUUCUGUUCUUAUGGUCAUUUUUGAGACUUACAAUGUAUUACUUUGAAUUUCCUUCACUUUUUAAAUGUUCAUUGUGUCACUGAACUAUUUAUUCUAGUAUCUUGACGCUGUAUAAAAUGUUAACGUUUGAGGGGAUUCAUAGGUUUGUUCACACUGGUUUAAAUCCUUUUAAGAUCAACAACAUAAUAAAACUGCCAAGUUGCUUUUUAAUGGUUUUUCUUAGCAUUUAAAGAUUCCUCUUGCCAGGUUUAUUAAAAGCCCUAUAAGAUUAUAACAUGCAGGUAUUUCACUAAAGAUUGCAUUCAUUAAAUAUAUUCAUUGUCUUUACCUGUGUGUUAACCAGAAGAAGUUUAACACAUUUCUUUUUGUUGAUUUAGUCUGGAUUGUGCUGAAUUCCCCUUUCAAAGUUGACAGACAUAAGCAAAUGGUAGUGAACCCUCAAUUUUUUUGUAUUAUUUCUUGUUUUGUGUCUGUUUCUUAACAACUGUUGUGUUUGUGAUGGGAUGUGGACAGGAAGCUCGAAAAAAUGUAAGCUUUGUUGCCAAGAAGCCAAAUGUAAAAACACACCGUCCUGUUUUUAUAAAACCAUUUGCCAACUGUUAUUAACCGGUGUAAUCUAACUGAACAAUUACAGUUUAAUAUUUAAAUCUAUUAUUGUCUAAUAAUUCAGUGGAAUGUUUGUGGGGACAAUUAAAAUGGAACAGGGUGCCAAUGUAUUUCCCAUUCUGCUAAUGGUUUUCUGGCCGUUCAUUUGGAAACUUUAGCCUGAACAGUCUUCAGUCAUAGUGAAUUAAAUCCACAACCCCCCACCCUUUUUUUUAAUAAGAAAUGAUUGUACAUUUCAUUCGACGGAUCUCUGCAAGCCACGGUUGACAUUAAUCGACCACAUUGGACCGUGUGCUAGCAAUGGCCUUAACUGGUUCUUAUUCACAAUUUGUUACUUGCGCAGUAUUUCUUUUCAAUUUGUACAGAGUUAGUUAAGAUAUUCUAUUAAAGAUGUGUGACAUGGA